AUGUCUGACGGAUAUAUUGAUACAGAUAAUCAACAGCGUCCUCGUUCACUAUUGCGGCAAGUACGUGAAACAUUCACUGGUAUCAAUCGUCAACGUCAAACCGUUAAAGCAAGAACGAACUCACCUGUAUAUACAUUAGUGAAUAAAAACCUUACAUCUCUGGAUGAUAUUGACAUUAGUAACAUGCAAACAAAAUCUCCUACGAAAAAAUCGACUCCGAUCUCAUUUACACAUCAUUUAUCAUUGCUAAAUCAAGUCAAAUCACGUUUUAACAAAAGUCGCCGAUUACAAACAUCGUUAGAUAGUGACGAGUAUGCACAUUCAUCGUUGCCAUCCGUGAUUUUAUCUCCAGUAAGUAGUUGA
Adineta ricciae is the source of this 363-nucleotide messenger RNA. Lineage: Eukaryota; Metazoa; Rotifera; Eurotatoria; Adinetida; Adinetidae. The record is from the annotation of a GenBank genome assembly.